Molecule: messenger RNA, 217 nt
Organism: Ostreobium quekettii
Lineage: Eukaryota; Viridiplantae; Chlorophyta; Ulvophyceae; Bryopsidales; Ostreobiaceae
Source: the annotation of a GenBank genome assembly
AUGGAGGCGGGUUUGGAGGGGCUGUCCCGGUGCGGGGCGACGCGGACGGCCGCCGGUUGCCGGAUUGCGGGCAUGGCGGCUCGACACAGAUCAGUGCGGUGGAGGCACGUGAGGGCGUACCGGUGCCGCGCCGCGCCGCAGAUGCUGCCCGGAUCCUUGGCCGGCGCGGGCGUCGACGAGUCGGCUGGAUCGCCGGGCGGGAUGACGGCGAGGAGAG